Molecule: messenger RNA, 2180 nt
Organism: Carassius auratus (goldfish)
Lineage: Eukaryota; Metazoa; Chordata; Actinopteri; Cypriniformes; Cyprinidae
Product: methylmalonate-semialdehyde dehydrogenase [acylating], mitochondrial-like
Exons: 12
Coding region: 124-1704 (526 amino acids)
Biological process (GO): L-valine catabolic process; thymine catabolic process
Cellular component (GO): mitochondrion
Molecular function (GO): methylmalonate-semialdehyde dehydrogenase (acylating, NAD+) activity
Source: RefSeq, a predicted model, not a curated record
CAUUCUUAAAGGCACAGUAGGAAAAGCGGUUCGUCUGCAGGGUGCAGCUCUCGAUGAACGUCCUCUGGCGGGGAUUGUACGAACAUUAGGGGGUGAACAAAACAUUAAUCUACGAAUUCCAUCAUGGCAGCGACAUUAAUGCGUUCCCUUGUAAAGAAGAGGGUUCCUCUUCAGAUGGGACGCAUGUGUUACUCCUCCUCCUCUGUGCCCAGCACCAAGUUGUUCAUUGAUGGAAAGUUUGUCGAAUCCAAGAGUCCAGAAUGGUUGGACAUUCACAAUCCUGCCACCAACGAGGUCAUCGGUCGGGUGCCAAAGGCCACACACGAGGAGAUGCUGGCCGCCGUGGACUCGUGCUCACGUGCGUACCACUCUUGGUCCGAAACGUCCAUCCUCGCCCGCCAGCAGAUCUUCCUUCGCUAUCAGCAGCUCAUUAAAGACAAUAUUAAAGAGCUGGCCAAGCUGAUAACCCUGGAGCAAGGAAAAACCCUGGCUGAUGCUGAGGGCGACGUGUUCAGAGGACUGCAGGUGGUGGAGCACACCUGCAGUAUCACAUCCCUAAUGCUGGGCGAGACCCUCCCCUCCAUCACUAAAGACAUGGACACGUACACGUACCGGCUGCCCAUCGGUGUAUGUGCCGGUAUUACCCCCUUCAAUUUCCCUGCCAUGAUCCCCCUGUGGAUGUUCCCAAUGGGCAUGGUGUGCGGGAACACCUAUUUGUUGAAGCCCUCGGAGAGAGUGCCUGGCUGCGCCAUGUUGCUGGCCAAACUCCUGCAGGACGCCGGCGCUCCGGAUGGAACAUUAAACAUAAUCCACGGACAGCAUGACGCUGUGAACUUCAUCUGUGACCAUCCUGCCAUCAAAGCCAUCAGUUUCGUAGGCUCCAACCAGGCUGGCGAGUACAUCUAUGAGAGAGGCUCCAAAAAUGGCAAAAGAGUGCAGAGCAACAUGGGGGCGAAGAAUCACGGUGUGGUGAUGCCUGAUGCCAACAAGGAGAACACACUAAACCAGUUGGUUGGUGCUGCUUUUGGAGCAGCAGGUCAGAGAUGUAUGGCUCUGUCCACUGCCGUCCUUGUAGGAGAAGCACGAAACUGGUUGCCUGAACUAGUUGAACGUGCAAAGGGUCUCCGUGUCAAUGCAGGUGACCAGCCCGGGGCUGAUGUGGGACCUCUCAUCUCGCCUCAGGCCAAACAGCGAGUCAACAGCCUUAUUCAGAGUGGGGUGGAUGAGGGUGCCAAGGUGCUGCUUGACGGCAGGAACGUGAAGGUCAAGGGUUACGAAAACGGCAACUUUGUAGGACCAACCAUCAUUAGCAAUGUCACGCCGGAUAUGAAGUGCUAUAGGGAGGAGAUAUUUGGCCCUGUGCUGGUGGUCCUGGAGGCUGACAGUUUGGAUGAUGCCAUCAAAAUGGUCAAUGAGAACCCAUAUGGUAACGGAACGGCCAUCUUCACCACCAAUGGUGCAGCGGCACGUAAAUACACCCAUGAAGUCGAUGUUGGGCAGAUUGGAGUUAAUGUACCAAUCCCCGUCCCACUGCCAAUGUUUUCGUUCACCGGUUCCAGAGGCUCCUUCAGGGGUGACACCAAUUUCUAUGGAAAGCAAGGCAUUCAGUUCUACACGCAGAUCAAAACUGUUACCUCUCAGUGGAAGGCAGAAGAUGCUACCCUAAAGUCCCCCGCUGUUACCAUGCCAACAAUGGGACGUUAAGUAUUAAUCUCCUGUAUAGUUCCUCUCUGGUCCCCAAAAUUCAAUACUACUUUUAACUACUUUUGAUAUUUUCAAACGUGCUCUCAUAUGUAGUUAAAUAACUCCAAAAAUGUGAAGUUUUUUUCUUUCACUGUUCAAUAAGUAAGAAUUUGUUUCUUUUUUUAACAAAGAAUUAAUUGCUUUAGACCACUGGAUGAAAUGUUUUUUGUCAAAUGGUCGUUCUCACCCUGAUAUAUAGCCGAAGUUUGUUUCAGAAAAUAAUGACUCCUCAUUCAACACUAAAUUCACUUUGGGUGUUGACAAGCUCUAUUAAGUCUGCAAAAAAGGUAUUAUCUGUAGCUAGCUGGCUCUUCUGAACUGUUCAACCAGCAUUCUGUCUUGUUAAAUAUGAUUGUCUAUAUAAAUAUGCAACAUUUGUGAACUCUUGUUGAAUAAAAGACUGUUUUGGGCUGUUUGUCUCAAUAAACAAGACAAUG